UUUGGCUGUCAAAGGAUACCAAAACAUCGCCAUUGAGGGCACCCCAGGGACCAAGACCGUGGUGACGGCCAGCAAAAGUCACGACAAACCGGUUAUCCACCCACCCACACCUCCGAAUCGUCAGUGGCCUUCUUGCGACAUUGCUCUCGUAACGCUUGGGGAGCGCCACCGUGGACACUCAGGGUACCGUGUGCAUUGGCUGUUUGGACACGCAGCGGCUUGUACCUCCCCCUUCGGUGGUCGCAGACCCAUCCGUCCAUCCAUCCAACCACCCAACCACCCAACCACCACCCCAUGCAUCCACGGCUUCCGCUGCUGGCUUCUUCUGCCGGACACCGGGACCUUUAGCGUUUUUGGGGCUCAUCAAGACCCGCCGAGCUUCUUCUGACACACGCAAAAGGGAACCAGGUCGAGGUACCCUGCCACCCGAGACUACUCGUCGCGGUACCUGUAUCAUUGGCACCACAGUGUACCCAGCGCCCGUACCUUGUCUUACUCUUCAUCUAUAAUCCUCUCCCCACGCUGCCCCAGUUCGAAAGCCCUCUUUCCUGUCCUGCCCGUCUAUUCUUCUUCUCCAACGUUGUCCAAUCCCGACUCUUUUGCUUUCUCUUUACUGCUUUGCUCUGCAGGCUGCCGACUCGGCUCAGUAUGAUUAUCAACGGUGAAAAGUACGCCUGCGAGGCCUGCGUUCGCGGUCACCGUGUUAGCAACUGCCAGCACUCGGACCGACCCCUUCAGCACAUCAACAAAAAGGGACGUCCUAUUUCGCAAUGCCAUCACUGCCGACAGAUGCGAAAGUCGCGCGCCGCUCACAUCAAGUGCGACUGUGGAGAGAAGACGAGUAAAUGCGCUCACUUGCAGCCCACCGUCGAGGGACACACGGGUAAGCUGCACUUUGGCAUCGAUGCCAGGAUCAAGACCGCCCAGAGUAUGUCUAACGGGCGCCUUGCCGCUACAGAAACGUGCUGCUGCAACCACGGUGGACGCUGCACUUGCGCUCAUAAGAAGGAGCCCAGCCUGGGCACGGUGCCCGAAUCCGACUCGGAACGAGAAGCCCUGGCCGCCGAUGCCGCCGCUCGACCCAAACCUCCCGUGCGAAGACGACGAGCCAACACCGUCCACUCGGAAGCUGGACUUACCUUUGACCAAAAUGGCAACCACAAGCCGGUUACCAAGCACAACCGUUGCGGCCAAAAGACAGACGCCUACCUGAGCCGCGUCAACUCAGUAACCAGCGCCGGUAGUCUCGGUUCCAGCGAGGACAUGAUGUUUGGUGAGCAAGAUGCUCUUCCAUCGACAGAAACAAAGGAACAGCGCCGAGUCAAGUCGGAAGCGGCUUCGCCCAUGCUGUCGAGCUCAGCCUCGAGCUUCGCCCACCUCAACGGCCUUCCCCCAUUGGACCUGUCCCGAAUUGACUACCCUUCGUACUCUAACGACAAAUCCUUUGACCUCUUCCCUGCGGGUAUGGGUGAUGACGGCCCCAUCUUUAGCGCUGGUCUCAGCGCCGCAUCAGUGGACUGGAGCCACUACGACUUGAGCGAAAGCAAGACGGGCAGUUUUGCGCCGUCAAGCUACAGCCAGACUGGAGCCCAGAGCUUCAAUGGCAUGUUUGAGUUUGGCAGUGGUAGCGAGCAGCUGCCUACUCUUGCCAACACAACGUCGACGUCCGGUGACGUCUCGGAAGCCGAGGACUUCAUGUCUGGCGCUGAUGGCGACGUUGAGGGUUUCCUGCGCCAAAACAUGGAUCUUUCCAGCAUUGAUUAUGACAGGUUCUACAAGAAUGCUGAGCAAGACACCAUGAUUGGAUGCGGCGGAUCGCUGGUCGAAGAAGACCCGGCUUUCUGGAUGCCCAAUUAUAAUGAGAACAGAACAACGGCAGACGAGACCUCGGACGCCCUUGGCGCCGCUGAUGUUAACAGCUUCUGGGAAAUGUAACCAGCGUCGCUUCGUUUUUUUUUUUUGCUUCUCGUCUUUUAUUUUUUCAACACAUGCAUCUCCAGGCGGUGCCAAGAGAACAACCUUUCAUUCUCAUUGAAUUUGGUCGUUAUACCCUCGCAAUUGGAUGGGAGAAGAAUUCGCUUUGUUUAGCGGAUUGGCGUUAUGGCAUUCAAUUAUUCUAUUUUGGGGGAUGGGCUUUCUGGCCCAUCUUCUUUUCCAACCUCAAAAGUUACCUUGCUCUCGAUCGGCUAUGCAAGCUAGUCACGGGUCAACGUUUUCAGGCAUAAGCAUACUUGCAUCGAUAUUAUAGACCAUUGGCUCGUGCAGCCGAUGACUGGUGGUCUGGGCAUGUGAAGAGCAGCGGCGGCACGGAGCUUUUUUGCGAACCAAUGUGCGUUGUCUGUUUAUUCUACCAGACUAUACCAGAACGAUUUUUCUUAUUUUCUAUUGUUAUUUUUUUUUUCUUGUUGAUUAUAGACUAUUUGAUGGGCACUGUUUGAGCAUGCCCUGGCUUGGCUGUGGGAAGUUUUACAAUUGGAGUAGAGGCUGGCGCGUGGACUUUUUAUUGGGAAACAAUAUCUUUUUUUUUCUUGCACAUUUAGACAACGAGUAUCCAAGGGAUAUUUUCUAUUGCUUUCUUUUUUCACUCUUUGCUUGCUUCAUAAUGGUUUGGUAUGCAUGUGUUUCUCCGAUGUGCCAAGCAUAAGGGGACAGACGCAGAGCAACCUCAUCAGCCGCACAUACAGGAUGCAUAGCUGGAUCCGGCCUGGGAUCCGUUUCAGUACAGCUUUCUACAGUUUUAUGAAAUAUAUGAUGGCUACUAUUCUACUGGGGACGCAAUCCCGGCAGUGAUUUUAACAAGGCAUUCUUUUUUCCUUUUCCGAGCGGAGGUGAACUGAACACAUAUGCGCAUGCAACCAACGCCGUCGCAGCAGAUGUCACGGUGGUUUGGGUGCUAGGACACGGUUGAGAUUGGCCAGCCCUGCUGUGACGCUUGCCCUGGGUCUCUUUAAUUUCGGAGGGGACCCUGUGCCUAUUUUCCUUUUGAUUUCCUUCGCCGUGUUCCAGAAGGUCAAGCCAAGAAGCCCUGUAAGCCGCGGCGCUCGCACGACUCAGGCGCCCGACUGCGGCUUUGGUUCAUGGGAAGCCCUGGGCGAGCCACUAUGCCUGCAACUCUGAGCGAGCUGGCUACGCUAGCCGAUUGAUUGAUUAAGGAAGGCGGCGGCUGUUUGUAAAAUCAUUCACCCAGAAAAAAAAAUGGACAUUUCCGUUUCUGUAGGGCAAGGCGAGGGCUCCGUUCUCAGCUGCAAAAGCCAAAAAGCCCGAAUACCGGGAAGCACCGGGAACAUACGGCCCAC
Molecule: messenger RNA, 3296 nt
Organism: [Torrubiella] hemipterigena
Lineage: Eukaryota; Fungi; Ascomycota; Sordariomycetes; Hypocreales; Clavicipitaceae
Source: the annotation of a GenBank genome assembly